GUGAGCUGCUGAUAUAACUGAGCGUCUGAGAGUUUCCAGCUCAGCCUCAGUGAGACGCAGCUUCGGAGCCACACCUGACAACUGGACGUCUUCAACACAGACACACACGGACACACACACGGACACACACACACUCACCGGAGGAAACAUGUCUUCCCUCUACCUCCUGCUGCUGCUGCUCCCCCUGGUGGCAGCUCAGACGUUUCACUGGGGUCCCUGCAACACACCCAAAGUUCAGCCCGGCUUCAACCUCCAGCAGUAUCUGGGGAGAUGGUACGAGAUCGAGAAACUUCCUGCUUCAUUUGAAAGAGGAAAGUGCAUCGAAGCGAACUACUCUCUGAGGAAAGACGGAACCAUCCGGGUGCUCAACUCUCAGUUCGAUCAGGGCAAGAGGAGGACGGGCGAAGGGACGGCGGUGGUUCGAGACCUGACAGAAGCAGCCAAACUGGGAGUCAGCUUCUCGUACUUCACUCCCUACAGCCCGUACUGGGUUCUGUCCACUGACUACACCAGUUUCACCAUUGUGUACUCGUGCAACGACUUCUUCCGCCUGUUCCACGUGGACUUCGCCUGGAUCCUCAGCCGGUCGCGCUUCCCGCCUCGGGAGACGGUGCAGCACGCCAAAGACCUGAUGACCAGCGAGGGAAUCGACCUGACCAGGAUGAAGGCCACAGAUCAGACUGGCUGCAAAGACGAGUGAUGGAGACAUCGAAUGAAAGUGAUCUGCAGUGUGUAUAUGUUUUAAAUAUAUUUUUUAUAUUUUAAUUCUGUAUUAGCUGCUCGGGACUUUAGAGAUGAAACUAAUAAACUCACAUUAACUCCUCUGCCUGUUUCUCAUGGUUUAGUCUACGUGGUGAUGUUAACACACUCAAAUAGGAAUAUAUUGUUUUUCUUACUGCAGAAGUGAAUCUUACAUCAUUUACAAGAAUGUUUUCUUUAUUGAAUCAAACAAUGAAAUAAGCUUUUUCUUUAAAAAAUAAGCUUUGGGAAGGUUCUCUGUAUAAUAAAGAUUUAUUCAUUCAACUGUU
Messenger RNA from Hippoglossus stenolepis (Pacific halibut), 1028 nucleotides. It is a transcript of the gene apodb, whose product is annotated as apolipoprotein Db. Gene Ontology annotation, molecular function: lipid binding. NCBI's taxonomy places the organism in Eukaryota, Metazoa, Chordata, Actinopteri, Pleuronectiformes, Pleuronectidae. The record is from RefSeq and is a predicted model, not a curated record. The transcript is spliced from 5 exons. The coding region runs from base 149 to 700 and encodes 183 amino acids. Gene Ontology annotation, biological process: brain development; lipid transport; tissue regeneration.